AGAUUACUCGCAGUCGUCACGAUGACUAUAAAUUUGAAUGAAAAUAUUUAGUAUAAAAAUGAUCUGACCUUGCGGCAGUUGAUUUAGAAAUUCGGUUUCGUGAGUGCGAUAAACAAUAUCUGGUUUGUUUGGAAUAUAUUAGAGUCCCUGUUUGAUUUUUAAAUUAAAUCAUUGGUCUCGCCAUGGUUCUUUCUUUAGAAAGAUUUCAAGGUAAAGUAGCUGUAGUUACUGGAGCAUCUGCAGGAAUAGGCAAGGCCAUAGUCGAAGAUUUGGUCAAGAAUGGGAUUAUUGUAGCUGGUUUGGAUAUCAGAGCAGAACGUUUGCCAGAACUUGCUCAAGCACUGAGUAAGGAAAAAGGCCAAUUACACGGAUUCAAAUGCGAUAUGAGAAAAGAAGUUGAAAUCAAAUCAACAAUUCAAGAAGUAAUUAAGAAAUUGGGAAAUAUUCAUAUUCUUGUCAACAACGCUGGUGUACUUCAGUCUACAGAUCUAAUUAAUGGAGAUACAGAAAAAUGGAAAAUUACCAUUGAAACAAAUAUGUUGGGAAACUUGAUCGCCACAAGGGAGGUAGUGCAAAACAUGAAGGCAAACAACACAGAAGGACACAUUGUACAUAUAAACAGCAUCCUGGGACAUACUGUAUCCGACUUUCCUAAUUUAAACGUGUAUCCUGCUACUAAACAUGCGAUUACAGCGCUGGCUGAGACUCUAAGAUUGGACUUCAGGAGAGAAAACUUGAAAAUUAAAAUCACGAGUAUCAGUCCCGGUUAUGUGAAAACAGAAUUACAAAGUGCAUCAGGCGUAGGGGAAUUACCAAUACCACCCCUCUAUGGCCCUGAUGUGGCUGAAGCUGUAGUUUACGCAUUGUCUACAGCACCACACAUAAAUGUUAGCGAACUUCGAAUAGAAGCUGUAGGAAGCUAGAGAAAAAUAUUAGUGUGGGUUUAGAUGCAUCUAAACCGUCGUUACAUUUUGGGGUGACAGAACAACGAACGCUGUGACGGAUGCCGGGAUGCGCAAUAUAAACCCACCUUUAUCGACAAGUACAAAAUAUUAAUUUUUUUAAAUUUUAUAAUUAUAUAAACAAUUUUUUUCAUUAAAAUUAUUAUCUAUGUUCUAUUAAUUAACUAUUUGUUGUGAAUAAAAUUAUUAUUUAAGUUAUUUUGAUUAACUAUGAAUUAGGUACGUGAAUAAAUGGUAUUAAGAAAUAUAUUCAACUUUUUUAAAUUUAUUGUUAAUCAGACGAGCAAAAUCAAACUAGCAAAUUAUCUGAAUCAUUGUUGUGAUCGUUUCGUACAUCAAAAGAUAAUGACAUAUCAUUUUUACUUAAUCAAAAAAUAAGUGUCAAGUCAUCGAAAUAACAAACUAAAAAUGAUAAACACGUCCUUGACAAGACUCUCUGCUAAAUUAAAAUUACAUAAUAAUAGUGGGAGCAAUAUUAUGUGACUCAUAUUUCUCUAAAAAUAAUCCAAAAUUAUAUCUUUUAGAUAAAUAUAUAUUUUUCAAUUAAUUUAGAUGUAACAUGAUGUAACCCUUUUGCAAAAUAUAAUGUAAUUAAUAAAAAAAUUGUCUUG
Messenger RNA from Sitophilus oryzae (rice weevil), 1573 nucleotides. RefSeq names its product farnesol dehydrogenase-like. The record is from RefSeq and is a predicted model, not a curated record. Gene Ontology annotation, molecular function: oxidoreductase activity. Lineage: Eukaryota; Metazoa; Arthropoda; Insecta; Coleoptera; Curculionidae. The transcript has 6 exons. The coding region runs from base 183 to 923 and encodes 246 amino acids.